AGAGUUACUCUACUGUGCGGCCUGGGUCGAAGGUUGUCCAGUCAUGUGACGAGACAUCUAUAUCCACAUUCAAGAAGUGAAAGCUUUAUAUGAUAGUACACUGGAAUUAGUGUUUGUUAUGAAGGAGAACAACUUUACGGCCUUGCUAGUCUUUGUCUAUGAACAAUAUUGUAGUAGAGUAUCACUCCUUUACUCCACCUGCAGAACGGGAGUCAACUGAAGCUUCAGAAAUCAUGGAGGAAUGUCAGAAUGGAAUUUCAGUGGAUUUGUUCCUGCAUUGCUCUCUUGUUCCUGCUGUCUGCAUUGUAUUUCUCCUCUCAUUUGUACAGCGCAGAGCGAAGGCUCAGCCUUUUGAGCAUCGCUUUCCAUAUCUCAGGGGUCGAUUUGGCAUUGUGGUGCCAUUGGAUUUCAUAUGCAGUCUAAGCAACCGAUGGUCUUAUGGUUUUGCAUUUGGUGCUAUUGCUCCCAGUGUGAUUCAGCUUUUCUCUGAGUCCUACACACCAUUUACUGUGCCUAACUGGGCUAAAGUUAUUGUGUACGUGGUUGGAGCAAUAGAAGUUGGCGUGGCCUACCUGCCAUUCUUUGCUUGUCUUUCAACACCAAACCGAGUGCUAGGAGGGGUUUUAGGUCUUCUAUACACACUCAUAUGGCUCAUUGUGAGACUGUAUGACACGAUAAGCUGUCCCUCUGGAAAGAUUUUAGGCCGUCACGAGAAAUUGAUCAUCCUAUGGCCGUUCUUCCUGUGUCUGUUUUUCCUGCUGGGACGGUUCAUGUAUAUCAUUGUAAAGGCAGUAAGAAUCCACCUGCAGCUGCAACCUGAUGAGAGUGAGGAGGAUCUACAGUUCCAUCAGUUCCGAUAUGUACAGACUCUACUGAAACGCCCCCCUGAACGGCCAGAAGAAAAGAGUUGGUUCCGUAGAAAAGUGUAUGACUGGGAUCCUCAUUUUAAAUUCCCUAACAGGAUGAUUGGCACAUCCAUUAUCUCUUUGAUUGGCUUGUAUACGAUAACCCUUGCAGACUACAGCUUGAGUGACUACACCUUUGACAAACUAGAUGCUUUAAAGAACUCACUUGCAGAGAUUGCAUCGUCCUGUAAUGAAACAAACAAUGUGUUCACUUCCUUCAUUCCCAGGAUGAAUGAGUUCAGCUUUGUUGCAAGAAGGUCUUGGUUGGCGACAACCAUUUUUUCCACUCUCACAUCUGUUACUUACACUUUGCACGUGCUAGUAUGUUACAGGAAGCAUUUAAAGAGGUUGUGGAGAGGACAGAAAAGUUUUCUUCCAGAGAAGUUCCAUAAACCAAGCCCUGCAGUCAGUGUAGCUGCUAUAACAAGAUAUUCAGGCUGGCAGAUUGCCUUCACUCUGUGGGGGUUUCUGAUAGUUCACUUUGUGCAGUUCCUUUUUGCCUUGCUGUUUGUGUAUGGGGUUGUUCUUCCAAUCCAGAAGGGACACUUUCUUAGCUGGCUUUCUAGUGUAGGCAUUAUUCUGCUGACAAUACUCUUAGUGAUAGCCUUGGUGGUAGUGCAGAUUAUUUUGGUCCAAGUAUUUUUCCUGCAGGACAAACUCUCACCUGAUGACAAAGAAAAGCCCCUUGCACUCAACAACAGAAAAGCGUUCCACUGCUUUAACUACUUUUUCUUCUUCUAUAAUGUGGUUAUGGGGUUGAGCAACUGCAUUUUGCGCCUUUUAAGCAGCUGCAUUGUGGGCACAUGGCUGGUGUCACGCAUUGAUCGGACCAUCAUGCAGCGGGGCUAUGAGUCCAUGGAUCCAGGAUAUAGUACAUGGAUAGGGAUGAUAUUUGCUGAUCAUUACCAUAGCAACCCAGUUAUGGUGUCUUUCUGCCAUCUACUGCUUGGCAGAGCACUGGAGAAACAAGGACCUGCAGUGUCCUCUUAUGCAACCUUUAGCAAUAAAACAGGAGGGGGCAGAGUACGCGUGCGCUGGCUGCUGCUCUACACCCUGCUGAGGAACCCUGCACUCAUCCUGUUGAGAAAGAGAAAAAUGCUGGCGCAGAAUGACAGCCAAGACCCACUCUUCUUAGCCCGAGCAAUCACCUCACAGGCUCAACAAGCAGCUGAACUGGUCAACGACAAAACAGCAGAAACAGAACCAACACAGUCAGAUAUCUGAAAGAGCUGGAGCUCCUGAAAUCGAUUCCUGGAGCACAGAGCAUGGUUUUGUUUCAGCAACUUUGAGGUCAUCUAUAUGCUAUUGCACUUCCGACUAGUUUUUAGGAGAUAGACACUUUGAAAAAUGUUGUCUUUCCUAUUUGAUACAGAGGACCAAAAAGACUGAUGACUCAUCUGCAUUUGUCCAGUAAAAUGUUCUUUAGAAUGAGAAUGCACCUUUUUUCUAAAAAGCAAUUGUGUGCAUCAAUGCAAACAGACUGAAUUUCAUGCUGGAUCAGGAGUGCAGGAGCAGUAUGCAGGUUUAAUGCUUCUUAUGAGCUUCUGAAACAAAUCUGAAUGUUUGAUUUUAAAGUGUUAUUGGUCAAAUAAUAUUUUGUAAUAAAUAAUGUGAAAAAAAA
Carassius gibelio (silver crucian carp) is the source of this 2526-nucleotide messenger RNA. RefSeq names its product stimulated by retinoic acid gene 6 protein-like. The transcript has 18 exons. The record is from RefSeq and is a predicted model, not a curated record. Gene Ontology annotation, cellular component: plasma membrane. Gene Ontology annotation, molecular function: signaling receptor activity; retinol transmembrane transporter activity. Bases 159 to 2129 code for a protein of 656 amino acids. NCBI's taxonomy places the organism in Eukaryota, Metazoa, Chordata, Actinopteri, Cypriniformes, Cyprinidae. Gene Ontology annotation, biological process: vitamin A import into cell.